AAUAAUACUGCUAGUGUACUAGUACGCGUUGUCGCAUCGUUGACCAAUGGGAAGGAGGCGAUAUCCAUCCUCUGUGCUUGCACGGCUCGCCACUGGGAAGGAGGCGACCACGCGCCUCCGCCCCCACCAUGGAUCCGCAGGAGGAUGGCUUCUUCUACUCACACCAUGGCGCGUGCCAUGCCGAUUCCAGUCAAGGGACGGAAUGUAAAGCCCAGAGUUCGGUUACCGCUCGCAAGGUUCACAAGGCUGACCGUGAGAGAAUGCGACGAGACAAAUUGAAUGAGCAGUUCCUGGAAUUGGGAACCACACUUGACCCAGAUCGGCCCAGGCAUGAUAAGGCUACUAUUCUUGGUGAUACAGUUCAGAUGCUCAAGGAUUUGACUUCUCAAGUAAACAAGCUUAAAGCUGAAUACUCUUCUCUCUUUGAAGAAGAAUGUGAGUUGACUAAAGAAAAAAAUGAGCUUCGGAGUGAAAAAGCUUCGCUGAAGUCUGAUGUGGAUAAUUUGAACAACCACUAUCAGCAACGUAUUCAAAUGUUAUACCUGUGCACUACAAUGGAGCCUUCUGUACUCGUUGGGCCACCUCCAUCAUAUCCCUUCUCGCUCCAAGUUCCUAUACCCGCUGGUGCUGUAACUAUGCAUCCACAGCUUCAGCCAUGCCCGUUCUUCCAAAAUCAAACUUCAGGAGCCAUCUCGAAUCCAUGUACUCCUUACAUGGCAUACAGUCAAUCCUGUCAUGCUCCUAGUGAUCAACCAUCUAGCCAGUUCAGUACUCCAGUUCUGCUUUCAAGUAGUAAUCGAUCUCACUCUCCUGCACAAGGCUGUAGAAGCAAGUCACCUUCACUUCAGCAAGCAAGCUGUGGAGGGAGAAAUGAUGAUUUUGGUGAUGUUGCAACUGACUUGGAACUAAAAACUCCUGGUUCCUCAGCUCCUUCACAUUCAGAGAUCACUAACAAGGAUUCCUCUUCUGACUUGAAAAUGAAGAAGCAAUGCAUAAAGUUAAUUAAUGGUAGUACUCUUAUUGAAGACAGCAGUUCAAGCAGAUGUUCUUCUAGUGCCCCCCCACACAAUUCCUCUUCUGUACUUGCCGAAGACCAGUGAUUGACAGUAUUGUACGUAGACAAGGAUAGAUGAAGUAUAGUUUAUAGUAUUUUUUAGUCACGAUGCGUGGUGAUAUCUGUCCACAUUACAAAGCUUAUCUAACAUAGGAACAUGGAUCCUAGUUCGUAUCAGGAUGAAAUCAUCUAUGUGUACUGAAAUGCUCUCCACGAUAAGAUUUCAUGCAUGGCUCAUGUC
Molecule: messenger RNA, 1295 nt
Organism: Triticum aestivum (bread wheat)
Lineage: Eukaryota; Viridiplantae; Streptophyta; Magnoliopsida; Poales; Poaceae
Product: transcription factor bHLH121
Exons: 5
Coding region: 129-1100 (323 amino acids)
Biological process (GO): intracellular iron ion homeostasis
Molecular function (GO): DNA-binding transcription factor activity; protein dimerization activity
Source: RefSeq, a predicted model, not a curated record